UGAAGAGCGAGCGACAGGAAGUAUCAGUAAUUACUGCAGCUCCCUGAUCUCACCCUCAGUGAACCAGGCUGCUGUCAAUGUUACGGGAGUUUGUAGACACGAACCAGGUGUGAGAGAUGUCUGUCACUGUUGUUAAAGACAAAGGAGUGACUGUGGUCACUGUGGCGGCGAGCAGGAACAGCAUGUCUCCACCGCUGUGUCAAAUCCUGAAGGCUCUCUGCUACAGUCCGAUGUGCUGCUCAGUGAACAGGGGGAUGAUGCAGACCAGUGCGACUGCAUGUCUCGGGAUUAUGCAGAUCAUGGUGGGGCUGUUCAACAUCGGACUCGGGCCAGGACGAACAAGCCUCCAUCCUGAUGAUUUUGCCCAUUUGGGAGUUGCUUACUGGCUGGGUGGUGUGCUCAUUGCAGUCGGAAUCAUGUCCCUUCUUGCCGGCUGGUUCCCCUCUCGGUGCCUGGUGGUCCUCGCUGUGAUGAUGAACAUAAUCGGAGCUAUCUUCACCAUUGUUGGUGUUGUGCUAUACGGCAUAGACAUCUAUGAUGUCUCUAAUGCCGACAUGUGUGACUGGGGCAGGGCUCGUAAUUCUGAUAUGUGCAAAGGUUUGCAGUACUUUUUUCAGCGUUUGGUGGUGGCCAUGGAUAUUACUAUGAUCAUCCUGACUGUUCUCCAGCUGGUUGUCAGCAUCUGCAUCGGCACCAGGGCUCUGUGUUGCCUGAGCGAGAAAGAGCAGGGCAGCAGAGCUGAUGAGGCUGACCAGCCACUGCUGAAGGAAGUCCUCAUGACCAGUCCUGGUGCUUAAAAUCAAUUCAUCAUUCAUCUAAACACAAACAUGUUGGAGUGUGCUCAACAACGCACCAUCGUAAUCCUUUAAUCUAUCAUCUUAAAGUAAUCAAAACUGUUUUUAUCACAUAUACGCUACAGUUUUUAGUUGUUUGUAGUUUGGCACAAUGGGAUGGAAAUAUUUUUAAAACAUUUCUUUUCAUCAGCCUCUGAAUUAUGGUUCAAAGUAAACUUCGCUGAAUAAAGGUGAAAAUGGGGACAAUG
Messenger RNA from Epinephelus moara (kelp grouper), 1042 nucleotides. RefSeq lists its product as uncharacterized. Gene Ontology annotation, cellular component: membrane. The coding region runs from base 117 to 797 and encodes 226 amino acids. The transcript has 7 exons. NCBI's taxonomy places the organism in Eukaryota, Metazoa, Chordata, Actinopteri, Perciformes, Serranidae. The record is from RefSeq and is a predicted model, not a curated record.